AUUAGAACAAAAUAGGGGUUAAAAUCGAAUAUGUUUUUUGUCCUUUCUCUUCUUCAUUCUUCACCACCGUGGCAGUAACUAGGGUGAGUGUUGGAGUGUGAGAAUCAACCUGCAAAUAAUUCUGAGCUUCAUUCAUUCAUUCAUGUCUUCCUCUCACUCUCACUCUCACUCUCAAGUUGGUUAUUUGAUUCCCUUGAAUCAUAAUUUUGAAGAAGAAAAACAAAAAGCUUCAAUCCCCAAAUUACCUAUCUCAGACGGUACCAAUAUCAUUGGACGGAACAACCUUGCCGUCACCGAUAAGAGACUUAGCCGGAAACAUCUCACUAUAACUGCUUCUACCGAUGGCACUGCAAAUUUGCAUGUGGAAGGGACAAAUCCAGUUGUUGUUAAUUCUGGGAAUAAGAGAAGAAAGCUUAACUCCAAAGAAACAGUUACCAUUUCUGACGGAGAUGUAAUUGAGCUAAUUCCUGGUCACCAUCUUUUUAAAUAUCAAGUGUCGAAAAGAUCUUCAAGUGGUGCAGACAAUGAAGCUCGUGAACGGGGAAGAAAUGCAGUGACACAAAAGCAUGAUAAAAUUGUUGCGACACAAAAGCAUGAUAAAAUUGCUGUGACACAAAAACAUGGCUAUUCUCGGUCAUGUGAAGAGGCUAUUCGUGAUUUCCGUGUUGCUGAUGAUCAAAUACCUUGCACCUUCCGGCUUUUGCGUGUGCAAGGGUUACCACCUUGGGCAAAUACUUCAUGUGUUUCAUUAACUGAUGUUAUACAGGGGGAUAUUCUAGUUGCUAUUCUUUCAAACUACAUGGUAGACGUUGACUGGUUGGUUCCUGCAUGUCCAGCACUUUCAAAAGUUCCCCAUGUGCUUGUUCUUCAUGGAGAGGGUGAUGAGAGGGUGGCUUGCAUUAAGAGAAGCAAACCUAAAAAUUGGAUUUUGCACAAACCACCACUGCCAAUUUCAUUUGGGACGCACCAUUCAAAGGCCAUGUUUCUCGUAUAUCCUCGAGGAGUAAGAAUCAUUGUACAUACGGCAAACUUAAUUUAUGUAGAUUGGAACAAUAAAAGCCAAGGUCUAUGGAUGCAAGAUUUUCCAUGGAAAGAUCAAAAUAGUCUUAGCAAGGGAUCUGGAUUUGAAAAUGAUUUGGUUGAAUAUCUCAGUGCGUUGAAGUGGCCCGAAUUCUCUGUGAAUCUUCCAUCCCUUGGAAACUUCAGUAUAUGUCCAUCAUUUUUCAAGAAGUUUGACUAUAGUGACGCAAUGGUUAGACUAAUUGCAUCUGUACCUGGAUAUCAUUCUGGUAAUGGUUUGAAGAAAUGGGGUCAUAUGAAGCUUCGUUCAGUGCUCCAAGAGUGUACAUUUGAUGAAGAGUUUAAGAAAUCCCCCCUUGUUUAUCAGUUCUCCUCCCUUGGCUCUUUAGAUGAAAAAUGGAUGGUUGAACUGGCAUCAUCAAUGUCAGCAGGUCUCUCUAAAGACAAAGUACCCCUUGGUAUGGGGGAGCCUCAAAUAAUAUGGCCUACUGUAGAAGAUGUCAGAUGUUCUAUAGAGGGAUAUGGAGCUGGAAGUGCAAUCCCAAGUCCCUUGAAAAAUGUGGAGAAAGCAUUUUUGAAAAAGUAUUGGGCAAAAUGGAAAGCAAACCAUACUGGUCGCACCCGUGCAAUGCCACAUAUAAAGACUUUUGCUCGUUACAAUAAUCAGAAUCUCGCUUGGUUCUGUUUAACUUCUUCAAAUCUGAGCAAAGCUGCCUGGGGAGCUCUUCAGAAGAACAAUAGUCAGUUGAUGAUUCGUUCGUACGAGCUGGGAGUGCUUUUUCUUCCAUCGCCAUUGAAACGGGGAUGUGGAUUUUCUUGUACUAGUAAUGUUAAACUAUCGAAGGAUAAAUCCCUGGCACAGGAAACAUCUGAAAUGAAGAAAACCAAACUAGUGACUCUAAGUGGGCCGGCAAGGGAUACUACACAUUCGUCGUCUGAAGUUAUCAUCCAGUUACCUGUGCCUUACGAACUCCCUCCAUUGCCUUACACUUCUGAAGAUGUGCCCUGGUCAUGGGACCGGCGAUAUUUUAAGAAAGAUGAUUAUGGUCAAGUUUGGCCUCGGAUGUAAGCAUUCUUAGUGUACAUAUGAGUCAGUCCACUCCCCUUUAUAAUUCAAUUGUGGAUUGAAAGCUUGAAGAACAUGACACAAUUGCUUUUACAAAUUAAACUAGAGAUCCCUUGUGCAAUUAUGUGUCAUACAUCGGGCGAAGGAUACUGUCAUGUCUCUAGCGAAACAAUGCUCCGUUGCUUUAGCAAUCCAUUCCUUUCCGUGAAUGUGUAUGUUAAGUGAGUGAUUACUCUCUCAAAGCUUUAGCACCAUGUAAGUAGUUUUAGUGAAUGUUUGGAGUCAUGGUGAGUUUCACGAAAUCAAUGAUUUUGUUGAGGCUCCAACGUGUAGCUUGCCAAAAUCACAGUGGCACAACGCGAUUCUGUCAAACUCAUUGUCAAUUAUUCAACGAAUUAUUCUUGCAUUUUUUAUGAGACUCAUUCGUAAUGAUAUUUAGAUACAACAUUGCCA
Trifolium pratense (red clover) is the source of this 2539-nucleotide messenger RNA. Its product is annotated as tyrosyl-DNA phosphodiesterase 1. The record is from RefSeq and is a predicted model, not a curated record. Gene Ontology annotation, biological process: single strand break repair; double-strand break repair. Gene Ontology annotation, molecular function: single-stranded DNA binding; protein binding; double-stranded DNA binding. The transcript has 16 exons. The coding region runs from base 143 to 2089 and encodes 648 amino acids. Gene Ontology annotation, cellular component: nucleus. Lineage: Eukaryota; Viridiplantae; Streptophyta; Magnoliopsida; Fabales; Fabaceae.